Molecule: messenger RNA, 2460 nt
Organism: Homalodisca vitripennis (glassy-winged sharpshooter)
Lineage: Eukaryota; Metazoa; Arthropoda; Insecta; Hemiptera; Cicadellidae
Exons: 2
Coding region: 350-1786 (478 amino acids)
Molecular function (GO): protein binding
Source: RefSeq, a predicted model, not a curated record
AAUUUCCGGCGGCAUAGUUGGCAACUCUGACGCUUUGGAGUGAGUCAUCUUUCCUUCAGACUACGGCUGUCGGCUACAUAGUCAUUUGGUCGCGUUUGUUAAUGCAAUAAACAGUUUUGUAGUGGGUGAAGUUUUGUAUUGAUUUCUACGUUCUAGUGAUUGAAGAAUUUCCACACUCACUUCAGAUUGCACUUCGUUUGUCUUAUCUUGGGUUAUCUUUGCGACGUUCAAGUGUAAACUUGCUGAAAUGUAACAACUAAAUGUUCUUUCUCGUUGGUGCAGUUGUUUGUUGUCUAGAACUGUAGGCUAUAGGUACGGAGUUGACAUCUUCAAGUACGGAGAAACCGCAAUGGACUCACUCCCAUUGUUAGUACUGGAUAAAAUCGCAGAGCACCUGACACCCUACGAGCUGGCAGCGUGUUCUGCCGUUAGUGUGGGCUGGAGGGAUGCCUUCAACCAGGACAGUCUGUGGAGGCCACACUGCAACGAGGACACGGCAGAGUACCUGGAGACUGCGGAGUGUAGAGUGGAGCCGAGGUUUGAGUCUCUGGAGUCGGAAGACGGCACGCUGAGUCCUGUCUGUCGCUGGCGGAUGUGUUACAUGCGUGACAUUCACCUGCGGAAAAACUGGAGGCAGUGGAACUGUAUCAAAGAUGACAUACCGGUCAAGGAUUUAUAUCUUAAUGAUAUGUAUAAUUUCGUUUGUAAUGAUUUGGUCAUUAACACACAAGAAGAUUCCAGUCACAAAGUGAAUGUUUCACUCUGGAACGUCAAAAGCGUUCCAGUAAGAUUAGGAAACCCAUUUAGUAUCUCGUUCAAUGGAGGUGAUAUUAUAAUGGUCAACGAAAAAUGUUUAGUGAUUGUGAAGAUACAUCACGUGGAAGUUUACAACUGUGAGGCAUCCUGUGACUGCGAGUGGCCCAUGAGGUAUUUUUUCUUUGUUGGUGGGACUGAGACGUAUCUAUCUGGUGACAAAGACAAGAUUUUGACUAACGAUAAUGUGCACGAAUGUAUUAAAUCUUAUUAUUUUACAGGAACAUAUUUUGUUUACGUUACAACAAACAACAGUGAUCUUCACAUAUGGGAUCUCAAUGUUGGUACAGAAUUAAAUCGAGUGAAGUUUCCCGUGUAUGACGAACUUGUUCCAGAUGUUGAAAGUAUUUACAACAUUAUCAAAUCCGAGAAUGAUUCAAAAGAUUUUGUCUUAGUCCAGAGCUAUGAAGCGGAAAACGUAGUUGCCAACGUAUUCCGUGUCUACAGCCUGAAUAUAUUACAGUUCCUCCCUUUCCAAGUGCGUCAUGACUUCCCUUACCAAGAUGUUAAAUGUAUUUUAUUGGACCAAUUCGUUGCUGUUGCUGAUACAUGUGGUCCUGUUCACUUAUACAAUUAUAUGACGUCGGAAUUAAUUGUGAAGGUAUCAACUACUUCUUCUGACAUUCUAGCGUUUGGAAGAAACAUAGUGAUUUAUGAAGAAGGGAGAAUGCAUGCAAAGUUUGAUUGUCGCACUUUAAAAGUAGAGCCAUUUCCAGUUACCGAUUUAAAUGAAAGCACGUCGAAGUAUCAAUUCGAGGAAUACUUGUUGCACAGGAUUCUUUAUGUAACUAGCAAAGUCAAUAUACUGAACUUUUCGGAGGGUGGGUCGAGUUUUGAAUCAGAUGAUGUAACAUGGAUUACAGAAGAAAUGUAUAUGUUGGAAAACUACAAAACUAAUAAAUCUCAUACCAAGUGUGUUUUUAAAUGUUUUAGCAAUAACCGGUACUUGCUUAAAGUUAUUACCUUUUGGUAAUUUGUAGCAAUAAUUUUAAAUAUAGGCCUACUAUAGCCAUACACUUUAACUUUCGAUAGUUUUCGCUUACUUAAAUGUAAGCUUUGUAACAUUACGCUUACCCUCAGAAAUACCCAACUACGAAUCUUUACAUAUGAUUGUGAAAUGCUGGAAGACAUUAUCCAUUACAUUUUAAUAUUACAACUAGUAUGUAUUUCUCAUUUAUUGCUUACGUAUGCCCUGGAGAAAGUAGGUGGAAACGGAUGUUCAAAGGAUUUCUAGGGGUGAUCUGAGAGGUAGAUCAAGGAAAGAACUAAUUGUUUUCGCAUGAUCUCUCAUCUACGCGAACGGGAAUCAUCUGGAAUGGAGACUCUUUAGUACCAGUUAUGACUAUUUCAACUUAUGUUAGUGAUUUUAGAUUAUAACAAUAGUGGAUAGUCUUUUUAUACAUGAAUAUAACCAAUAAUACUGUUUUUUGUUCUUUAUAAAAACAAUAAUUUACUGAAUGUUGUCAUCCUGUGCCAUAUUAAUACGUUCACAAUUUAUCAUCCAAGCAUUCUUUUUAUUUUAUCUUUUACUAUAAACGUAACAUAAAAUGUACAUAUGUGUAUGUUAUUUUACAUCAUGUACUUCUUAAUUUUAUCUUUAAAUAGUGGUGUGUUGUACAUUCUUUGAUAAUAAAUCUUUUUACUUUA